Molecule: messenger RNA, 1857 nt
Organism: Melopsittacus undulatus (budgerigar)
Lineage: Eukaryota; Metazoa; Chordata; Aves; Psittaciformes; Psittaculidae
Gene: ERO1A
Product: endoplasmic reticulum oxidoreductase 1 alpha
Exons: 16
Coding region: 97-1497 (466 amino acids)
Biological process (GO): protein folding in endoplasmic reticulum
Cellular component (GO): endoplasmic reticulum; endoplasmic reticulum membrane
Molecular function (GO): thiol oxidase activity; FAD binding; protein-disulfide reductase activity
Source: RefSeq, a predicted model, not a curated record
GGGCCGUAGCCGGCGGCGGCCGCGCCCCCGACGAGGGGCGGUGCGCACCGCGGCGCGGGUUCUUCAGGACCGCGGCGGCGGCGCUGGCUUGGAGAGAUGGCGGCGGGCGGAGGUGUGCGGCUGCUGGGGCUCGCCGCGCUGCUGCUGCCGCUGCCGGGGGCCGUGCUGUGCCGCGGGCAGCCCGGCCCAGCGGAGCGGCGCUGCUUCUGCCAGGUUACUGGCCAUUUAGAUGACUGCACCUGUGAUGUCGAAAGCAUUGACGCCUUCAACAACUACAAGAUUUUUCCUAGACUGAAUGAACUUCUGGAAAGUGACUAUUUCAGAUACUACAAAGUAAACCUAAAGAAACCUUGCCCUUUCUGGAAUGACGACAGUCAUUGUGGAAUAAGAGACUGUGCUGUAAAGCCCUGCAUGUCUGAGGAAGUCCCUGAUGGAAUCAGAUCUGGAAGUUACAAGUACUCAGAAGAAGCCAACAAUCUUGCUGAAGAAUGUGAAGAAGCCGAGCGACUUGGAGCUGUUGAUGGCUCUUUGAGUGCGGAAACACAGCGGGCAAUGCUCCAAUGGACACGGCACGAUGACUCUUCAGACAACUUCUGCGAAGCUGAUGACGUCCUUUCUCCUGACGCAGAGUACGUGGAUUUACUCCUGAACCCUGAGCGCUAUACUGGCUACAAAGGACCGGAUGCCUGGAAAAUUUGGAACAGUAUUUACGAAGAAAACUGCUUCAAGCCUCAGAAUGUAAAAAGACCUUUAGAAUCUGAUAGAGGAGACGAUGGAGGGCAUGCGUUUUACAAGUGGCUGAAAGGUGUCUGUGUAGAGAAACGAGCUUUCUACAGACUCAUUUCUGGUCUCCAUGCAAGCAUCAACAUCCAUUUGAGUGCCAGGUACCUUUUACAAGAUACAUGGUCAGAGAAGAAAUGGGGCCCCAAUGUUACAGAGUUCCAGCGAAGAUUUGAUGAAGUCAUCACAAGAGGAGAAGGUCCCAGAAGACUCAAGAACCUCUAUUUUCUCUACCUGAUAGAGCUGCGAGCCCUGUCCAAAGUGCUGCCAUUCUUUGAGCGCCCAGGUUUCCAGCUCUACACAGGGAAUAAGAGUCGUGAUGCAGAAAUGAAAAGCCUACUGCUGGACAUUCUCCACCUGGCCAAAUCUUUCCCACUGCAUUUUGAUGAAAACUCAUUCUUUGCAGGAAAUAAAAAGGAAGCUACUAAACUAAAGGAGGAAUUUAGGCUACACUUUAAGAAUAUUUCAAGGAUAAUGGACUGUGUUGGCUGCUUCAAAUGUCGCCUGUGGGGGAAGUUGCAGACGCAGGGCUUGGGUACAGCGCUGAAGAUUCUCUUUUCUGAAAACCUAAUAGAAAAGAUGCCUGAAAGUGGCCCUUCCUAUGGAUUCCAGCUGACCAGACAAGAAAUUGUUGCCUUAUUUAAUGCUUUUGGAAGGAUUUCGACAAGUGUUAGAGAACUGGAAAACUUCAGGAACAUCUUACAAAAUAUGCGGUGAAUUCCUUGGAGAAAGAGAACGUUAACACGUUACUGCUCCACUGUUAUAGGUUCUCUGAGAAAGGACAAAUGCCACUGUUCAGUCACAUUCCCACCCACAAUGUGGUGAAGACCACUCCUCUUCCCAGCCCAAUUGUCUGGAACCUGCUGAUGCCAAAUAUUUUGUAUGGGGGGGAAAAAAAGAUAUUUUUGUUUUUAUAAAAGCAAGGAACUAUAUGUAAAAUUUUAUAUAUUGGAAGAUUAUGCUGGCAAAGUCUUUAAAUACUGCUGUACUAUUUGGAUGAUUAGACUUAUCUCAUUGCCUUCAGAAGCUGGAGGGAGGGCAAGAACCAUGACACUUGAAUAAACUUGGGUAAAAUUC